Molecule: messenger RNA, 2684 nt
Organism: Zophobas morio
Lineage: Eukaryota; Metazoa; Arthropoda; Insecta; Coleoptera; Tenebrionidae
Product: serine protease inhibitor swm-1-like
Exons: 4
Coding region: 1943-2551 (202 amino acids)
Source: RefSeq, a predicted model, not a curated record
AGCUUAAUUACCAUACUAAGAUUCAAUAUGUUAUGUUUUGGCAUGUCGAGAAAAUGCUAUCGGUUGACGUUAUUUUUUAGAAUAAUCUCCCUGUGCUAAAAAAAUCAAUUUUAAUAAAAAUAAAGUAAACUUAUCCUUACUUUUGUUCUAUUAAAUGAUCUACCCAGAUGUAAUUUUUCUAUGAUUUUACUUAUUUACACAUUUUUUGCUUGUCCAUUUUCCCUUCUUUUUUGAUAUUUUCUCCAGAGAUUCUUCCCUAAUGAUGAAAGAGAGCAGAAGAUGCAGUUCAAAAAACGAAAUUUUUGAUUUUUCACCAGAUUCUCUUCAAAUAUUUUAUCACUUGAGGACUAGAUUAGUUUUGAACUCUGUAAUAACUUUGUAGGUUCAAAAAAUCAAUUUUAGCAAUUGUAAACUACAAUAGUAGUAAAGGUGCAGGGUUGUGAAUAUUACUGUGAACAUGCUUUAUAAAAGCUAUUGAUCUCUCAUUAUCCCUGUUGGUUUUCGAUGGAGAUAAGGAAAAUGAUUCACUGUUAAUUGAGAAGAAGAACAUUAAAAGCUAGAUCAGAUCAUUUGUGAUAUCAUAUCAAAAAUAAGGAAGGUCAAACAAAAGUAAUUAUUGGACAAAUAAUCUUUAGGACAACGGACAGCAUAUCGUUAAUAAAUUUAUUUUUUCUUUAGAUAAGUUUAUCAAUGGUCAGAUAUAGUCUAAAGUUAUAAUUGGAGAGUGAACCUGGGGAACCGCUCAAUCAGAGUGACUAUUCAUUUCACUAAAAUUCAUUUUCAAAAGUAGAUCAAUAAGAAAAAUGAAACUUAAACUUUCAGAUAAACAUAAUCAGUCAUCGAACUUGUUACUGAGAGACUGCUUCAUAUAUUCAUAUAUUCAAGUUACUAAGUAUUAGGCCAAGCAAUCUUUCCUUUCAAGCAGAAACGAAAAUUUGUUAAAUUUUGAAAAUGAGCGACCCACCGCAGAUCAAGAGCUGUCAUUUUCCAGUUUUGAACAACAACAUUAUUCAUAAAAUUACCAAGGUCCCCCAUUGCAACUUGAAAAAAUGUUUCUUUUAUAACUCCACAAUUGACAAAAGUACGUUGCAUAUACAAUAUACAUCGAUCAGAUUCCAGGCGUCUGAAAAACUCGGCACUUGACCUAUUAAUUUUUACGAUUUAGGUUAACGGCAUUCCCACUGAUAUAUAACCAGUAUCUUCAGAAUUAAUUUCAAAUUGUUGUCAAGUCAAUAAAAUAGUACUUCAUACCAGUUAAAACUAGAGUUAUGGGACUAAAAAUUAAAUAAUCAUUUUCAAAUGGAUAAUGUUGUCUUUAACAAGCGUGAUAUUAAUGUUGUCACAGGCAUUCCUAAUUAUAACAAUUCGUUGCAUAUUAAAAUUAAAUCAAUAUCAAAAAUUUACCCAAAAUCAGUCAUAUCUAGUUCAAAUCAGAUUAUUAAUUAAAGUAAAAUUUUUAUCAAACACUUGAAAGGUCAAAAAUAAUAGACAAUAAACAGCUUCAAAAUCUAGUGCAUCAGUAUUUUAGCAAUCACACGUCAAGUACAGGAUGCAUUAUCUUGAUUAACGUUACUCAUAUCUUGGAUAUUUAGCAAACAUUUACUUUGAAAUUAAUGAUAUUCAUGAUUUUACAAAUAUGCAAACUUUCUAAGACGGUACAGUUGUCUUCACAGCUUACACGAUCAUUUUAAAGCAACGGAAAUGGGUCUGAAAAAGAUUCCCUUUAUAUUUUGCAAAAAUAAUUUAGAAACUCUUGACAUCGAUAAUCUUGUUUGUUUUUCAAAAUGAUUUCAACACACUAAUUAUUUUUUGGAGUCAGGUUCCGAUAAAAAAUCCGAUUUUGCACCGACUGACUAUUUAAAUACAGCUUCGCAGGUUUAAUAACAGUAUCAACCAAAACCUUCGUCGAGUCCACUUCAUCAGCUAGAAGAAUACCACCAAAAUGUUCUCCUUUAUUAUAAGCACACUUCUCCUUCUUGGUGCAACAUCUGGUCUGAGAUUUCCCAUUUGUGCUGAAAACGAAGAGUACCUAGACUGCGGUACCGAGUGUCCGCAAACAUGCUUGGAGAUCUUUGAACCAAGACAGUGUUCAGAUGUUUGCGUUGAAGGAUGCUUCUGCAAAGAGGGAUUUGUAAGGGCUGGGGAAAGCGGUCCUUGCGUGCCGCGAGCUUCGUGUAAAAAUGUACCACAAUGUGCAGCCAAUGAAAUAUACACUAAAUGUGCUCCUCUAUGUCCUCCGACGUGUGAAGAAAAGGAACCAAAACCUUGUCUAGAUAAGUGUCUCGACGGAUGCGUUUGUAAAGAAGGGUACAUACGAAGUGUUACUGGUGGUGCUUGUGUACCAGAAGACACCUGCGAUAUAGAUGUUUGUACUAAGUCUAAUCAAGUUUACAAAGAUUGUGGUACCCCAUGCCCUGGUACCUGUGAACAGCCACUCAGAGUUUGUGAAAGAAGAUGCGUUCCUGGAUGUUUCUGUCAAGAGGGGUACGUUCUAGAUCCAGAAACACAAGAAUGUAUCAGACUUCAAAAUUGUCCUAACAGAUUCUUCUAGACACUAGUAAUUGCAAUCCAUCGUUAAUUUGUUCAUUUUAACACUAUAUUUUUAGAUUUUGUAUUUUUGGUAUUUUCUGUGUACCUGUAAUUAGAUUAUAGUUAUUAAUAAAUUGCUAGCUAAUACAGCACAA